UCGGUGCGGGAGGGAAAAAGGGGAGGAAUAGGGAGGUGUUGGUAGGGGUGAUAGUUAAAGGUGAAAACGUGGGUUUCCGAUUUUUUGUAGUCAAUGUGAGUGUUACUGUCGCGUUGCCCGGUGGCUGUUAAAGUACGAUUUUACACAAUUUUCUCAAAGGUGAGAGGGAGUUAUUUCUUACCCGCCCCCUAAAGAGACGUCGCUAGACUGCUGGGAGUUUGAGCCAUGCAAGGACCUCCUUCCGGAGAUAGCGCAUGCCCACUGCGCUCCAUCAAAAGGGUUCAGUUUGGUAUCCUGAGCCCAGAUGAAAUGAAACGGAUGUCUGUAACUGAAGGUGGAAUCAAGUACUCAGAGACCACGGAGGGCGGCCGCCCAAAGCUGGGUGGGCUGAUGGACCCCAGGCAAGGUGUAAUUGAAAGAACUGGAAGGUGCCAGACUUGUGCAGGUAACAUGACCGAGUGCCCAGGGCACUUCGGCCACAUCGAGCUGGCAAAGCCUGUUUUUCACGUUGGUUUCCUGACAAAGACAAUGAAAGUUCUGCGCUGCGUCUGUUUCUUCUGUUCCAAACUGCUGGUGGAUUCAAAUAAUCCUAAAAUCAAAGACAUCUUGAUCAAGUCGAAAGGACAGCCACGCAAACGUCUGACCCAUGUGUACGACCUGUGCAAGGGCAAGAACAUUUGUGAAGGAGGAGAAGAGAUGGACAACAAGUUUGGAGUGGAGCAACCAGAGGGUGAUGAGGACCUCAGCAAGGAGAAGGGCCACGGGGGCUGCGGUCGGUACCAGCCUCGCAUUCGGAGGGUGGGCUUGGAGCUGUAUGCUGAGUGGAAACAUGUAAAUGAGGACUCACAGGAGAAGAAGAUCCUACUGAACCCAGAGCGCGUCUACGAGAUCUUCAAGCGCAUCACCGAUGAGGAGUGCGUCAUCCUGGGCAUGGACCCCAAGUACGCCAAGCCCGAGUGGAUGAUCCUGACCGUCCUCCCUGUGCCGCCUCUCUCUGUGCGUCCAGCUGUCGUCAUGCAGGGCUCAGCGAGGAACCAGGACGACCUGACACACAAGCUGGCUGACAUCGUGAAGAUCAAUAACCAGCUGCGGCGCAAUGAGCAGAAUGGGGCAGCAGCUCACGUCAUUGCCGAGGAUGUCAAGCUGCUGCAGUUCCAUGUGGCCACCAUGGUGGACAAUGAGCUGCCCGGUCUACCCAGGGCGAUGCAGAAGUCAGGCCGUCCCCUGAAGUCCCUCAAACAGAGGCUUAAGGGGAAGGAAGGCCGGGUCCGUGGAAACCUGAUGGGCAAGCGUGUGGAUUUCUCAGCCCGUACUGUCAUCACACCUGACCCCAACCUCUCCAUUGAUCAGGUCGGCGUGCCUCGAUCGAUUGCUGCCAACAUGACCUUCCCUGAAAUCGUCACUCCCUUCAAUAUUGACAGACUCCAGGAACUGGUGAGGAGAGGCAACAACCAGUAUCCUGGUGCCAAAUACAUCAUCCGGGACAAUGGUGACAGAAUCGACCUGCGCUUCCACCCCAAACCCAGCGACCUCCAUCUCCAAAUCGGAUACAAGGUGGAGAGACACAUGUGUGAUGGCGACAUUGUCAUCUUCAACCGGCAGCCCACGCUGCACAAGAUGUCCAUGAUGGGGCACAAGGUGCGCAUCCUACCCUGGUCCACUUUUCGACUCAACCUCAGUGUGACAACUCCGUACAAUGCGGAUUUCGAUGGUGAUGAGAUGAAUCUCCACUUGCCUCAGUCGUUGGAGACACGAGCAGAGAUUCAGGAGCUAGCCAUGGUACCCAGGAUGAUCGUCACGCCACAAUCCAACAGGCCUGUCAUGGGCAUCGUGCAGGACACGCUGACAGCUGUGCGCAAGUUCACCAAGCGAGAUGUUUUUAUGAGCCGGGGUGAGGUGAUGAAUCUGUUGAUGCAUCUCUCGACCUGGGAUGGUAAGGUGCCUCAGCCAUCCAUCCUGAAACCUCGGCCCCUGUGGACGGGCAAACAGAUCUUCACACUGGUCAUCCCAGGGCACAUCAACUGCAUCCGGACGCACAGCACUCACCCGGAUGACGAGGACAAUGGUCCCUACAAGCACAUCUCACCGGGAGACACCAAGGUGAUUGUAGAGAAUGGGGAGCUGAUCAUGGGAAUCCUGUGCAAGAAGUCGUUGGGUACCUCAGCCGGAUCCCUGGUACACAUCACCUUCCUGGAGAUGGGUCAUGACAUCACGAGGCUGUUCUACAGCAACAUCCAGACUGUCAUCAACAACUGGCUGCUGAUUGAAGGUCACACCAUUGGUAUUGGUGAUUCUAUUGCCGAUGCUAAGACCUACCAAGACAUUCAGAAUACCAUCAAAAAGGCCAAGCAAGAUGUCAUAGAGGUCAUUGAGAAAGCUCACAACAAUGAGCUGGAGCCCACGCCAGGCAACACCCUGCGACAGACCUUUGAGAACCAGGUAAACCGAAUCCUGAACGAUGCCCGUGAUAAGACUGGCUCGUCCGCCCAGAAAUCCCUUUCUGAGUACAACAACUUCAAGUCCAUGGUGGUCGCUGGCUCCAAAGGAUCAAAAAUCAACAUCUCACAGGUUAUCGCUGUGGUGGGGCAGCAGAAUGUGGAGGGGAAGCGGAUUCCUUUCGGCUUUAAGCACCGCACUCUGCCGCACUUCAUCAAGGAUGACUACGGCCCGGAGAGCAGAGGUUUUGUGGAGAACUCUUACCUGGCUGGCCUGACCCCCACUGAAUUCUUCUUCCAUGCCAUGGGAGGCAGAGAGGGUCUGAUUGAUACUGCUGUCAAGACUGCUGAGACAGGUUACAUCCAGAGACGUCUGAUCAAGUCCAUGGAGUCUGUGAUGGUGAAGUACGAUGCAACUGUGCGGAACUCUAUUAAUCAGGUGAUCCAGCUGCGGUACGGGGAGGAUGGGCUGGCAGGAGAGAAUGUGGAAUUCCAGAACCUGGCAUCAGUGAAGCCAUCCAACAAAGCCUUCGAGAAGAAGUUCAAGCUGGAGUACACUAAUGAGCGAAGUCUGCGCAGGACCCUGCAGGAGGACAUUGUCAAGGAGAUCCUUAGUAAUGCUGCCAUCCAGAAUGAGCUGGAGGUGGAGUUUGAGAAGAUGAAGGAAGACAGGGAGGUUCUGAGAGCAGUCUUCCCCACUGGAGACAGCAAGGUGGUUCUUCCCUGCAACCUGCUGCGGAUGAUCUGGAAUGCCCAGAAAAUCUUCCACAUCAACACAAGAACGGCGACCGACCUGCACCCCAUUCGUGUGAUUGAAGGUGUGAAGGAGCUGAGUAAGAAGCUGAUCAUUGUUAACGGUGAUGACCCCCUCAGCCGGCAGGCCCAGGAAAAUGCAACGCUGCUCUUCAACAUCCACCUGCGCUCCACUCUCUGCAGCCGCCGCAUGACCGAGGAGUUCCGCCUCACCAGCGAGGCCUUCGAGUGGCUGCUGGGGGAAAUAGAGGCCAAGUUCAACCAGUCCAUUGCCCACCCUGGGGAGAUGGUGGGUGCUCUGGCUGCCCAGUCGCUGGGAGAGCCUGCCACUCAGAUGACCCUGAACACCUUUCACUAUGCCGGUGUGUCAGCCAAGAACGUCACCCUGGGUGUUCCACGUCUGAAAGAGCUGAUCAACAUUUCAAAGAAGCCCAAGACGCCCUCACUCACUGUCUUCUUGCUGGGACAGUCUGCCAGGGACGCUGAACGUGCCAAGGACAUCCUUUGUCGCCUGGAACACACCACGCUGAGGAAAGUCACUGCCAAUACAGCCAUCUAUUACGACCCAGAUCCCCAGAAUACAGUGGUGUCUGAGGACCAGGAGUGGGUCAACGUCUACUAUGAGAUGCCGGACUUUGACGUGACGCGCAUCUCCCCCUGGCUGCUGCGCAUCGAGCUGGACCGGAAGCAUAUGACCGACCGGAAACUGACCAUGGAGCAAAUCGCUGAGAAAAUCAAUGCUGGUUUUGGUGAUGAUUUAAACUGCAUUUUUAACGAUGACAACGCAGAGAAACUGGUGUUGAGAAUUCGCAUCAUGAACAGUGACGAGAAUAAGUUCCAGGAGCAAGAAGAGGAGGUGGUGGAUAAGAUGGACGAUGAUGUCUUCCUGCGGUGCAUUGAGUCCAACAUGCUGACCGACAUGACACUACAGGGGAUUGAGCAGAUCAGUAAGGUUUACAUGCACCUUCCCCAGACCGACAACAAGAAGAAGAUCAUCAUUACAGAGGAGGGGGAGUUCAAAGCUUUGCAGGAGUGGAUUCUGGAGACAGACGGCGUCAGCCUGAUGCGGGUGCUGAGUGAGAAAGAUGUGGACCCUGUCCGCACCACCUCUAAUGAUAUUGUGGAGAUCUUUACGGUCCUGGGCAUCGAGGCUGUGCGGAAAGCCUUGGAACGGGAACUGUACCACGUCAUCUCCUUUGAUGGUUCCUAUGUCAACUACCGCCACUUGUCCCUGCUGUGUGACACUAUGACAUGCCGUGGACACUUAAUGGCCAUCACUCGGCACGGAGUGAACCGCCAAGACACGGGGCCACUCAUGAAGUGCUCCUUCGAGGAAACGGUGGAUGUUCUGAUGGAGGCUUCAGCCCACGGUGAGAUGGACCCCAUGAAAGGGGUGUCUGAGAACAUCAUGUUAGGGCAGCUGGCUCCUGCGGGCACUGGUGCCUUUGACCUACUGCUAGACGCCGAGAAGUGCAAGUACGGCAUGGAGAUCCCCACCAACAUCGGCGGGCUGGGAAUUGGAGGACCCACUGGGAUGUUCUUUGGCUCUGCUCCCAGCCCAAUGGGAGGGAUGUCUCCGGCCAUGACUCCAUGGAACCAGGGAGCCACUCCUGCAUAUGGAGCCUGGUCACCAAGUGUGGGCAGUGGGAUGACUCCAGGAGCUGCCGGCUUCUCUCCCAGUGCAGCUUCCGAUGCCAGCGGAUUUAGUCCUGGAUACUCUCCAGCCUGGUCCCCAACCCCUGGUUCACCAGGGUCCCCAGGGCCCUCCAGUCCCUACAUCCCAUCACCAGGAGGGGCAAUGUCCCCCAGCUACUCGCCAACUUCUCCUGCCUAUGAGCCGAGGUCUCCGGGCGGUUACACCCCGCAGAGCCCCAGCUACUCACCAACGUCCCCCUCCUACUCACCCACCUCGCCCUCCUACUCUCCCACCAGUCCGAACUACUCCCCCACCUCGCCCUCCUACUCUCCCACCAGCCCCAGUUACAGCCCCACCUCUCCCAGUUACAGCCCCACCAGCCCCUCCUACUCUCCCACCUCACCUUCCUACUCUCCUACCUCUCCCAGCUACAGCCCUACCUCUCCCAGCUACUCUCCCACCUCGCCUAGCUACUCACCCACCUCACCCAGCUAUUCACCCACUUCUCCCUCCUACUCUCCUACAUCACCCUCCUACUCUCCUACGUCACCCUCCUAUUCGCCCACUUCACCCUCUUACUCCCCAACAAGCCCAAGCUAUUCUCCCACUUCACCCAACUACACUCCCACCUCACCCAACUACAGCCCCACUUCUCCAAGUUACAGCCCCACCUCACCCAGUUACACUCCUACCUCUCCCAAUUACAGUCCCACCUCUCCAAGCUACAGCCCCACAUCACCCAGUUACAGCCCCACCUCACCCAGCUACUCUCCCUCCAGCCCUCGCUACACGCCCCAAUCCCCCACAUACACACCCAGCUCUCCCAGCUACAGCCCCAGCAGCCCAAGCUACUCCCCAACCAGUCCCAAGUACUCUCCCACCAGUCCCUCCUACAGCCCCAGCUCUCCAGAGUACACCCCCACCUCUCCCAAGUACAGCCCUACUAGUCCCAAGUACUCACCCACCUCCCCGAAAUACUCUCCCACCUCUCCCACAUACUCGCCCACAACCCCCAAGUAUUCACCCACCAGCCCUACCUACUCACCUACCUCCCCCGUGUACACCCCCACCUCCCCAAAGUACUCACCCACCUCACCCACUUACUCACCCACUUCCCCAAAGUACUCGCCCACUUCUCCCACCUACUCACCCACCAGCCCCAAGGGCUCCACCUACUCACCCACCUCCCCUGGUUACAGCCCCACCUCCCCCACAUACAGCCUCACCAGCCCUGCCAUCAGUCCAGAGGACAGCGACGAGGAGAACUAAAGGAGCGAAGGCGGGGAGAGUGAGCCAGCAAGAGCUACAGUCCAUUCACCGUGCCCUCUGCCGUGUGUACACGGACCAUGCCAGUCUCCUCUCCUCGGUACAUGUCCUCUUGGGCGUGAACUCCUCUUUUAUACUGACGUUGCGG
Mobula hypostoma (lesser devil ray) is the source of this 6238-nucleotide messenger RNA. RefSeq names its product RNA polymerase II subunit A (gene polr2a). Gene Ontology annotation, molecular function: DNA binding. Gene Ontology annotation, biological process: transcription by RNA polymerase II. The record is from RefSeq and is a predicted model, not a curated record. The transcript is spliced from 29 exons. The coding region runs from base 226 to 6093 and encodes 1955 amino acids. Gene Ontology annotation, cellular component: RNA polymerase II, core complex. Lineage: Eukaryota; Metazoa; Chordata; Chondrichthyes; Myliobatiformes; Myliobatidae.